AUGGAGACCUCCGAGGAAAUAGACGAGGAUUACAUUGGGACCAGCCAGGACGAUUUCAAUCUUGCUAUUAACAACGGCCAUGCUGAAGAUACAGCAUUUCAUUUAAAGACACUCCAACCAUCCACCAACGACGUCAUUCAGCCAGCUGUCAAUGAGGGCACUGGUAUGGACAAAUCUGAUGACCACAAACAGGAAGGACAAGAUUGGGAUGGUGUGUCGAAAAUAAACCCCAAUAAGUCUAGUUGUCUGAAGAGAGACUGA
Molecule: messenger RNA, 261 nt
Organism: Metarhizium robertsii ARSEF 23
Lineage: Eukaryota; Fungi; Ascomycota; Sordariomycetes; Hypocreales; Clavicipitaceae
Exons: 2
Coding region: 1-261 (86 amino acids)
Source: RefSeq, a predicted model, not a curated record